AUGCCCCUGACCCGGGCAGAGCCGGCUGCUGGCACAGAGGACACGGGAGCGGUGGCCCCGGCUGUGGACCUGGUGCUGGGCGCCUCGGCCUGUUGCCUGGCCUGCAUCUUCACCAACCCCCUGGAGGUGGUGAAGACUCGGCUGCAGCUGCAGGGGGAGCUGCAGGCCCCGGGCACCUACCCUCAGCCCUACCGGGGCUUUGUGGCCUCCAUAGCCGCCGUGGCCCGAGCAGAUGGGCUGAGUGGCCUGCAGAAGGGGCUGGCCGCCAGCCUGCUCUACCAGGGCCUCAUGAACAGCGUCCGCUUCUAUUGCUACAGCCUGGCCUGCCAGGCUGGCCUCACCCAGCAGCCAGGUGGCACCGUGGUCGCAGGUGCGGUGGCUGGGGCACUGGGAGCCUUCGUGGGGAGCCCUGCUUACCUGGUCAAAACGCAGCUGCAGGCCCAGACGGUGGCCGAGAUGGCCGUGGGGCACCAGCACCACCACCAGAGCGUCCUGGGCGCCAUGGAGACCAUCUGGCGGCAGCAGGGCCUGGCAGGUCUGUGGCGGGGUGUGGGCGGGGCUGUGCCCCGAGUCAUGGUUGGCUCAGCUGCCCAGCUGGCCACCUUCGCCUCUGCCAAGGCCUGGGUGCAGGAGCGACAGUGGCUCCCGGAGGACAGCUGGCUGGUGGCCCUGGCCGGAGGCAUGAUCAGCAGUGUGGCGGUGGUGGCAGUCAUGACCCCCUUCGAUGUGGUCAGCACUCGGCUGUACAAUCAGCCCGUGGAUGGAGCUGGCAGGGGCCGGCUGUACCGGGGCCUGGCUGACUGCCUGGUGAAGAUCUGGCGGCAGGAGGGACCCCUGGCGCUCUACAAGGGUCUGGGCCCCGCCUACCUGCGCCUGGGCCCCCACACCAUCCUCAGCAUGCUCUUCUGGGAUGAGCUCCGGAAACUGGCCCGAUAG
Messenger RNA from Eptesicus fuscus (big brown bat), 936 nucleotides. It is a transcript of the gene SLC25A34, whose product is annotated as solute carrier family 25 member 34. NCBI's taxonomy places the organism in Eukaryota, Metazoa, Chordata, Mammalia, Chiroptera, Vespertilionidae. The record is from RefSeq and is a predicted model, not a curated record. The coding region runs from base 1 to 936 and encodes 311 amino acids. The transcript has 5 exons.